Aspergillus puulaauensis is the source of this 1038-nucleotide messenger RNA. Its product is annotated as proline racemase family protein. Gene Ontology annotation, molecular function: 4-hydroxyproline epimerase activity. The transcript has a single exon. Bases 1 to 1038 code for a protein of 345 amino acids. The record is from RefSeq and is a predicted model, not a curated record. NCBI's taxonomy places the organism in Eukaryota, Fungi, Ascomycota, Eurotiomycetes, Eurotiales, Aspergillaceae.
AUGCCCUUCUCACGCUCUAUCAAUAUCGUCGGCUGCCAUGCCGAAGGUGAAGUUGGCGACGUGAUCACCGGCGGCGUCCUCGAUGUCCCCGGCAAGACCAUGUUCGACAAGCUCAUGCACUUCCAAACGAAACGAGACGAGCUGCGACAGUUCGUGCUCAAUGAGCCUCGAGGUCGUGCCCCAAUGAACGUGAACCUCCUUCUACCACCUUGCGAUCCUCGCGCCGACGCCGGGUUUCUGAUUAUGGAGAGCAACGAAUACGCGCCCAUGUCCGGCUCUAAUACAAUAUGUACGACGACCGUGCUGUUAGAAACCGGAAUGAUCCCCAUGAAAGAGCCCAUUACGGAAGUUACACUGGAUACCGCUGCUGGGCUGGUAACCGUCACCGCGGAGUGCGAAGCAGGGAAAUGCAAAAGUGUUGAAUUUAAUAACGUCCCGGCCUUUGUGCUCGAGCUGGACUUCAAAGUCCAAGUCCCCGGUCUAGGCGAGAUAUCUAUUGAUAUCGCAUACGGCGGGAUGAUGUAUGUGGUUGUGGAUGCUGCUUCUCUGGGUCUGUCUGUCCACAGCAACUACUCCCGCGAAUUAAUUGACAUUGGUGAGCGAAUCAAGCGUGCAACUGAGGCUGUAUAUACCCCUGUCCACCCGGAGAACCCAGGAAUCACGGGUUUCUCGGUUAUCUCGUUCACAGAGCCUCCUCGGACGGAGGAUGGCUGCAAGGUCGCACCCAAUGCUGUGGUUGUUUCUCCCGGGCGCUUUGAUCGCAGCCCAUGCGGCACUGGGACUUGUGCCAGACUAGCUGUUAUGCAUGCAAGGGGUCAGAUUAAGGAAGGAGAAAUCUUCAAGCACCGAAGCAUAAUAGGGACUGAGUUCGUGAGUCGCAUUCGUGGACUUACAUCGGUGGGGAAAUAUCCCGCGGUUUUGCCUACGGUAAAGGGUCGCGCUUGGAUAACGGGCUUCAGACAGGCUGUCCUCGACUCUACGGAUCCAUUCCAGGAGGGCUAUAGAUUGGGCGAUCAAUGGCCCGUUGCACGAAUAUGA